CAGCGGGAGGUGCUUGUGGGAUUUGAACCCAGGAGCGUGUGUCCGCUUGUCUGCGUUUCUCCGUCAAGCCAAGCUAGCGGCGGCGGAGAGAGAGGGAGAGGAAAGGAGGGCGACCAGGCUGGCCUGUAAGCCGAUCAAGGUGGAAUCUCACGCAGCGAGUUUCACGUUUGUGGAUUUCUGGGCACCUUUAUGCUGUGACGGAGAGAAAGAGGGAGCAAGGAUGAUGCGUCUUUCGUGUUGCAUAGCCCUGCUGUUCGUGUUGAGGCUGCUGGCGGGCCUGCCGUGGUACCAGGUUCUCCCGGGCAUCCUGAUCUUCUACCUCGGAAGUGGAGGAUGGAGCUUCCUGGAGAUUUUUGCCAAAACGAUUGGCAGGGACUUACAUGCAGCGUAUGUCUUGUUGCGGGUGAAGCUGAAUGUCAGGCGUCAUGUCAGAGAGAAGAACACUAUACCUAAGAUUUUUGCUGAAACGGUGCAGCGUCACGGGGACAAAACGGCGCUCAUCUUCGAGGGGACCGGAGAGAGGUGGACCUUCCUACAGCUGGAUGAAUAUUCCAACAGAGUGGCUAACUUCCUGCUGGAACGAGGCUUCAAGGAGGGUGAUGUGGUGGCCCUGUUCAUGGAGAACCGGUCCCAGUACGUGGGCCUCUGGUUAGGCAUGGCCAAAAUUGGAGUUGAAGCUGCUCUCAUCAACUUCAAUCUGAGACUUGAGGCUUUGGUCCACUGUGUCGCCAUCUCCAACUCCAAGGCUGUGAUCUUUGGUUCGGAGCUAACUGACGCGGUCUCCGAGGUCCACAACUCGAUGGGGAAGGCGGUGCAGAUGUUCUGCUCUGGGGACUGGGACCCCAAACGAGUCCCACAGGGAACCGAGUGCCUCGAACCCCUGCUGGCCGGCGCCUCGUCCCGCCGACCUUGCCUGCCUCGCCCGCUGCAGCGCUGCUUCACAGAUCGCCUGUUCUACAUCUACACAUCAGGAACCACAGGGAUGCCUAAAGCUGCUAUUGUUGUGCACAGCAGGUACUACCGCAUGGCAGCUUUGGUUUAUUAUGGCUUUAGGAUGACCUCAGACGAUGUGAUGUAUGAUUGCCUUCCGCUCUAUCACUCUGCAGGAAACAUUGUGGGGGUGGGUCAGUGCAUCAUACACGGGAUGACCGUGGUGAUCAGGAAGAAGUUCUCUGCCUCGCGGUUCUGGGACGACUGUGUCAAAUAUAACUGCACCAUUGUGCAGUACAUCGGAGAGAUUUGUCGAUAUCUACUGAACCAGCCGCUUCGGGACACCGAGCGCCAGCAUCGGGUGCGCAUGGCGCUGGGCAACGGCCUGCGCCAGUCCAUAUGGGAGGAGUUCAUGAACCGCUUCAACAUCCCACAAAUAGCCGAGUUUUACGGAGCCACAGAGUGCAACUGCAGCUUGGGCAACUUUGACAACAAGGUUGGAGCAUGUGGCUUUAACAGUCAGAUUAUGCCCUUCAUCUACCCCAUCAGACUGGUGAGGGUUGACGAAGAGACCAUGGAGCUCAUCAGGGGACCCGAUGGCGUCUGCAUCCCCUGUAAACCCGGCGAGCCCGGCCAGCUCGUUGGCAGAAUUAUUCAGAAUGACCCUCUUCGCAGGUUUGACGGCUACGUCAACCAGUCUGCGACGAGCAAGAAGAUCGCUCAUAGCGUGUUCAAGAAGGGAGACAGCGCCUACCUUUCUGGUGACGUGCUGAUCAUGGAUAGGUAUGGUCACAUGUACUUCAAGGACCGAACGGGAGAUACUUUCCGCUGGAAAGGAGAAAACGUCUCGACGACUGAGGUGGAAGGAACACUAAGCAGACUGCUGGACAUGAAAGAUGUAGUUGUUUAUGGAGUAGAAGUACCAGGAGCAGAAGGAAAGGCUGGGAUGGCGGCCAUCGCUGAUCCGUCUCAAUCCGCUGACCUGGAGAAGUUUGUGAAGGACAUGGAGAAAGUUCUCCCUCCGUACGCCCGACCCGUCUUUCUCCGCUUCCUCCCAGAAGUCGACAAAACAGGAACAUUUAAAUUUCAGAAGACUGACCUGCGUCGGGAUGGUUUCAAUCCCUCUGCGGUGUCGGACAGACUGUUCUUUCUGGAUACCAGCAGAGGGCGCUACGUGCAGCUGGACGAAGAACUCUACCGCUCCAUUCUGUCAGGGAAACACAAAUUGUGACCACUACAUCGACACGUGCACACGCUGCCAUGCACACAAGUAACAAAUCUGAAAAGAGGACGAUGCGUGCCCAGGUUAACAGAACGAGUUUGCCCCUCUAAUAUAAUAAUGCAUUAGUCAUAAACAUUCAAAGGCCAGUUCGCACACAUGCAUAUUUUACUUCCAAACCUGCUUUGAUCGGUAAAAUCCAUAAAAAAUUACUCUGCACGGUGCUCCAUGCAUCCAUCAUGGCUGAAAAUCCCCCCCGCAACCCCUCUUGCUACUUGAGCAGACCAAAAAAAAAAAAAGAGGCACAAACCCCCAAACCAGGUCUGUUUGGUAACUUCUACAUUGCUUUGUUGAUUCACAGCCCUCUAAUUGUUAAUUUAUCAGACCAAAAAAAUUUUUUUUCUGGAAAAAGGGACGAGGAACUUAACGGAUACUGAAGAGAAAGAAUAAUUUCUUCUCGUUAACUUAAACGACAGAGCUGGGUGCACCUCUCGGUUCAUUUUAAUGUUGAUGAGAUUAGGUGGUUAAAGAUGGCGUUUUUACUUUUGACUUAACCUGCACAAAAAAAGCCAGAUGUGACAAACCUGGGUCCUUCCUUCAUCUUUGCCCCCCCCCCCCCUCCUCCUCCUCCUCCUCCUCCCUGUCGAACAGGACCAGCGUAAAGAUGUGAUCAGAGCAGCGAGCUUCGAUGUGAAAUUGGAUCAGUGGUUGAAGCUUUAACGUGCAAUAGAGCUCAAGCUUUUGCAGCGCAAUGUCGUGCUACAGAAGCAUGAGAACGGAUGGUUGUUUUUUUUGUUUGUUUCUUUAUUUUAAAUAUUUCUGCAACACCAAAUUUUUUUUUUUUUAAGUUGUAGAGUUUACAUAUUUUAAUUUAAAAAUAUUGAGUUGUACAAUGUGUUUGGCCUGA
This is a messenger RNA of Nematolebias whitei (Rio pearlfish), 3056 nucleotides long. RefSeq names its product solute carrier family 27 member 4 (gene slc27a4). Gene Ontology annotation, biological process: response to nutrient; very long-chain fatty acid catabolic process; medium-chain fatty acid transport. The record is from RefSeq and is a predicted model, not a curated record. The coding region runs from base 221 to 2161 and encodes 646 amino acids. Gene Ontology annotation, molecular function: long-chain fatty acid transmembrane transporter activity; long-chain fatty acid-CoA ligase activity. The transcript is spliced from 14 exons. Lineage: Eukaryota; Metazoa; Chordata; Actinopteri; Cyprinodontiformes; Rivulidae. Gene Ontology annotation, cellular component: plasma membrane; microvillus; endoplasmic reticulum membrane.